Molecule: messenger RNA, 1626 nt
Organism: Symbiodinium necroappetens
Lineage: Eukaryota; Dinophyceae; Suessiales; Symbiodiniaceae
Source: the annotation of a GenBank genome assembly
AUGGAAGACGGGAAAGAGUCCGCCCUUUCCAAGCAGCUGAUGGUCAAGACUCUCUUGGGUUAUGGUAUCUUUGGUGCUGUCCAGGUUCUUUAUCGCUUGAUAUCCGGAUGGAGGACAUCCUCUCGGAUGAGAGGCCUUCUGGAAGACAUGCCGGCCGCGAACGGGGACGGGCACGAUCAGCCUGUUGGUUGGAUAAAUGACUUGCUAGCGAAUCUGCAUCGUAUCCACGACUGGCGACUCGAAGUUAGUGGAGGGCAAGCAAUCUCCAAAAGCCUGGGUUUUAGCUGGCACCCGGGGAUGUACGUGCUGAUUGCGAACGAUCCUGAGAUCGUCCGCCACAUCUUGAAGGACGAGUUCAACAAGUACACGAAGCCGGACAAAGCUUUGGAUCCAAUCUGGUUCUACUUCCAAGAGUUUCUGGGUGAUGGCAUUUGCGUCAGAAAGCAUGGGGUAGGUUCUGAAGAUAAUGGUGAAGACUGGGGGCACAUGCGCAAGGUCUCGUCGCAGAUUUUCAGUCGGAAGAAUUUCAACUCUUUAAUGAACGAAGUCUUCGUGGAGAAGGCAGAAGUAUUGCGUCGCUUUCUGCAGAGAUCUCGAGGCGAGACGAAGCAGGUGGACUUGCAAUCCUGCUUCUUCAACUUCACCUUCGAUGGCAUCAUGCGCAUCUUCUUUGGCGAAGAGUCCAACACGGCAGUAGGUGUACCGAACAAAUACGGCAAGGCUUUCGACACCGCGCAGAACAACAUGAAGUUCCACUCCGUCGAUUCCAUUGGGCCCUACAUCUUCUUCAGUGCGUUCUUGCCGUGGCCUCUCGGUGGCCGACAUGGAGGAUUAGCUCGUUGGCUUUGGGACCGGCUAUCCCCGAGGUACCGGACAAUGAAGUCCGCAUGCCGAGUGCUCGAUCGGGAGGCCGAUCGCUUGGUCAAGAAGUGUCGUGAUGAUCCCCAGCUUCCUGAGCGACGAGAUUUGCUGGCACUCUUCAUUCAGGCGAAGUUCAGCGCUGACUUCGUGAAGCAGAUGGUCUUGCAUUUGAUCAUUGCUGGCAGAGACACCACGGCCUGCCUGUUGUCAUGGACGUUCUAUGAACUCACCCGGAACCAAGACGUUCAGUCUCGGCUCCAUGACGAGAUCAUGCAGAAGUUGCCGCCAGGCACGAAGCUUGACAUGAAGAGCUUGUCGGCCAGUGAAAUGCCAUACUUGAAUGGCGUCAUCUACGAAGCUCUACGGCUUUGGCCUCCAGUGCCCUUCGACCCGAAGAUGGCCUUUGAAGACGACGUCCUGCCCGGUGGGUGGAAAGUGCCAGCCCUGGCACAGGUGGCUUACUCUCCAUAUAACAUGGGGCGGGAUCCAAAAAGAUACACAGAACCCGAGGCUUUCCGCCCAGAAAGAUGGAUCCCCUUUACAGCGCCGUCUCAACACGAGUUCCCUGUCUUCCAAGCAGGACCACGGAUAUGCCUCGGCAUGGAUAUGGCUCUUUUCGAAGCGAAGACUGCUACGGUAGAGUUGCUUCGUCACUGCCGAUUCGAGAUGGUACCGGGACAGGAUAUCACCUACGGUGACAAGAUUACCAUGGAUAUCAAGAGCAAUGGGAAGGAGGAGUUCCUUGUUUACGUCAGCGACUGGUAG